GUUCUCAGGGUAACACACAAAAGGGAGAGUAGUAUUGAGUGCAGUUAUUAUCUUACAUUAAUUCCUAGUAAGUUGGAGAGAGAGAGAGAGAGAGAGAUAUGGCUAAGAGGUGUAUGAUUUUGUUGGUUCUUGCUCUUGUUGUGGCUGCAAGUGCAAGAAACAUACCAAGCGAUGCAGGUGUGAAGGACCAGAAGAACUUCGUGUCAUUUGGUGGUGUUGGUGGUUAUUCAGGAAUAGGAAGUAAUGGACUACCUUUUGGUGGAGCUGGAGCUGGAAUCGGCGGUGCUUUUGGUAGCGGCGGUGGUCUUGGAGGCGGAAUCGGUGGCUUAGGUGGAGUUGGCGGGGUUGGUGGUGGUGCGGGUGCCUUAGGGGGAGUUGGCGGUGUUGGUGGUGUAGGUGGUGGUGCCUUAGGUGGAGUUGGCGGUGUUGGUGGUGUUGGUGGUGGUGCCUUAGGUGGUGUUGGUGGUGGAAGUGGUGUUUUUCCUUCCCCUUAAGAUAAACAAUCCAUGCAUGCAUGCAUGGAGUUGUUUCUUUGAAAUUGUUACUCUAGUACUAUUUCUUUAAGUAUGGAUUAAUGUUGUGUACGUGUAUUUAUCGUUGAAGCAUUCUAGGCUAGCUUGUGUUUAUUUGAUCUUGUUUAUUAGUGAGGUUCGUGUCCUUUUGUUUUGGUGUUGAUUAUUACUUUAUGUGAACCACUACGUUGUUUUAUGGAAUUCAUAUAUUUCGUUUUGGAAGUAAUGUGAGCAAUAUAUUAGUUUAAUUUUCUA
Molecule: messenger RNA, 767 nt
Organism: Trifolium pratense (red clover)
Lineage: Eukaryota; Viridiplantae; Streptophyta; Magnoliopsida; Fabales; Fabaceae
Product: glycine-rich protein 23-like
Exons: 1
Coding region: 99-494 (131 amino acids)
Source: RefSeq, a predicted model, not a curated record